AUAGGCCGAAAGAGUUCUGAUGCUGCCGCUAGUACUACUGCCAUUGGGUCGUGUACUUACUGCUACAUAUCGCCCCACUGACUGCGGUUCGUCUGCUGUUUUUCCGACCCGAAUGUAUCGAAUUUUCCUCGCCGUUUUUCAUCUCGCUGGUCGGUUCAGUCAGAAUUUGUGCGCGUCGCCAGACAAAGGUGAUUUCUCAUGUAACCGUGCGUAAAAUCGUCAUUAAUACGGUAUAAGUGUGUGGUGCUGGGGUCACCGGACGCCACUUUUCCCCGACCAUCAUCGACUAUGCGUACUGUUUUUUUUUCUGGUCUCAGUUGCGGGUGGGAAACUGAACCUGUGCGUGUGUUUUUUACUACCACUGGAUUAGAUGCGAAUGAGAAAAGAACCAGUGCAAGUAAUGAAGCGGAACUAGUGCAAAUCACAGCCGCAAAGUGGUUGCUGUUGUGUGAGAAGCAACAGUGCGAAAUUUGAUCUGAAAUGUUGUCCACGAGGAUGCUGCAAAAGUGAAGAAGCAAAAAUUAUUGAUUGCAAAACAGUGUGAAACCGCGACAGAAAACCAACUAUUUUUCAGCGGUAGUAGUUGUAGUGGGUGCAAAAAUAGUUCAAAUGUUUUUACCGACCCUUAGUGCAGUAGCAAUAGCAACAGCAGCAGCAGCAGCCGCAUCCGACUAUGCGUGUAUGUGUUCAAGUGUGCAGCAGUCGGUAAGCAGAUGUACGCUCCUUUAGAAAAGCGGAAAAAUAGCUAAAGUGCGCUCUGGUGCUGUUUAAUUAUUUACAGCACUUACCGUGGGGGAAAGGUUUUUGUCGACCGGAAAGCAAUAUUCAAACGAAAUAUUUUUCUUGCUUUCUAGUGUACCGUGCGUAGGUGUGUACCUGGUUGUCCUUCUACAUACAUGUAGAUGCCCGUGAUCUGUGUAGUUCAAAUAGUGUUUUGCUCAUUAGGCAUUAGUAGCCGAGUAGAGAAAACUUUCUAUCGAAAUUGCAAGAUAUUGCAACAAUCUACUCAAGCAGGUUGGUGGAAAUAAAAGGUUCAUGUUGUUAGGGCGAGUUUCGUCCGCUGGUGUUAUGUAAUUUGAUAUUUAUCAAAAAUUGUGAGGCACAACUGUUAGAAGAAUAAAAAACAGCUAUAGAUUAUAAGUUCACACCUACGAUACUGCCGAAUGGGUUUGUGUUCCUGUUGGUUGAUUCAACAACUGCAAGUAAAGGAAGACAGCAACGGUUUGGUGAUAGCAAAAGAGCAGCUAUUUGAACAGAUGGCCACAGAUUUUCCCCAGAUGGUGCUAUAAUCAAUCUAAGUCAGCACUACUGUCAACCCUUCUCAGGGCCCUCCCUGAGCUCAAAACCGGACGGAUUCCACGGGAAAUGCUCUCGGAUGCCGCCGGCUCUAGGAGUGAGGAGUUUUAUUGCUCUGCUGGUUGCUGUGGUCGGACUGCGUUCUAACUGACGGUGUGUCCGGUGAAAGAGAUCUCCGCCACCCACCAGGGGUGAUAAUCAAUUAUUAUAAAACCGAUCCUCGGCGCGUUCGGGCGAAGGAAACGAAGAAGAAGCACGACAGUAAUAAAAGUCAUCCUCCGGUUCGGAAAGUUUGAUCAAUUUCUACUUUAGUGCUGUGCCAUCUGUAGCGUGUGCAAAUCGGGCUUCAAUGGGAAAUUUUCCGGUGUCUGGCCGCGCUAUUCAUGGCACCGCUCUGGACUAUGGACUGGUGGUAUCUCAUUUCAAGCCGUAAUUAAUAAACAGUGAGAGAUCCCAGUCCGGUCGGAGCCGUGUCACGGUCGGGUUUGCCAUUAAAAUUUUAAUAGGAUAUGAAAAGUUGGCUUGACGAUGUCCUGGGGAAUGUAGCCAUAAAUGACAAGGUGAUAUAUAUUUUUUAUGCAUAGAAUUCUAACCUGUUGUGGAGAGGUUUUAACGAGAUCAAAGAGCGAGUCAUGCUUUGUAAAGAUUAAAGCGGCGCCUGGUGUCCGGAAGUGCGAUGCCGUUAAUGGAGCAUCGGAACAUGUUCGAAGCUAUGAGCGUUAGGAGAGUAAAGUUAGUCUUUUGAAUUAUACCCAAACACACACACACACACUCUAUAAAUUGUACGAGGCCCCUCCUAGCAAUUGUCGCCAAGCGGAAAAGAGCCACUUUCUGGUCCUUAUAUGGACGCUAGACUAGGCAUUUCGCGGCUUGUUAAUGAAAUCACUGUCGGAAGCCAGCAUCGCGUGUCUUCGUCGAGUGCCAGCGCUGUUCCCGAAUUCGACAUUUCGGCGGUUCCGAUCGUCGGUGGAAGCAUCCAAACGGUAGCACCCUUCGCCCUGUUGACCUUGAAUCAAACGUUGAGUCACACCGCAGCCGGUGCUAGCGGUUCGAGUGGCUCAAAUGCGCUCAGUUCGGCAACCAGCAGCACGACGACCACCACGGCGGGGUCUAUCAUUGCGUCAACUCUAGCCGGCAAAGCACUCGAUCAUGAGCCGGAGAUUGACACCAUCCGGAAGGUGAUCAUCUGUAUCAUUCUACUAGCUGUGAUAUUCGGUACCAUCGUUGGCAACAUCCUGGUCUGCGUUGCCGUCUGUUUGGUGCGUAAACUUCGAAGACCAUGCAAUUAUCUGCUGGUUUCGCUGGCCGUUUCCGAUCUGUGCGUUGCCUGUCUCGUGAUGCCACCGGCACUGAUGUACGAGGUUUUGGGCGAGUGGAACUUUGGUCGAGUCUUCUGUGAUAUCUGGGUAUCGUUCGAUGUUCUUUCGUGUACGGCUUCGAUACUAAACCUAUGCGCGAUAUCCGUUGAUCGGUACUGGGCAAUCACCAAGCCAUUGGAGUACGGCGUGAAGCGAACUCCUCGUCGGAUGAUGCUUUGCGUGGCACUGGUUUGGCUUGCAGCGGCCUGCAUUUCGCUGCCACCGCUGCUUAUCCUAGGCAAUAAGCACACAAUCGGCGAAGGUGCCGAUCAGCGGCCAUUUUGCGCCGUCUGUGAAGAUGUAGGUUAUCAAAUUUACGCCACCCUGGGGUCUUUCUACAUUCCCUUGGCGGUGAUGCUUUUUGUAUACUAUCAGAUAUUCCGAGCCGCCCGACGAAUAGUGAAGGAUGAAAAACGGGCCCAAACAAGACUGGAAAAUUCCCUCGCAGUGGAUAAAAACCAAGCCAUGCUCAAGCCACCGGAACCGGAGCCAUCCGCUGGGUCGCCCCACCAGAAAAAGCUCCGCUUUCAGCUGGCCAAAGAACGGAAAGCGUCUACCACACUCGGCAUUAUCAUGUCCGCCUUUACCGUGUGUUGGUUGCCGUUCUUCAUCCUGGCCCUGGUGCGGCCUCUCAUGGAUGACGAUUAUCCGACCCUAUCGUCCUUCUUCCUGUGGCUAGGCUAUGCCAACUCGUUGCUCAAUCCGAUCAUUUACGCCACGCUAAACCGAGACUUUCGCAAGCCGUUCCAGGAGAUUCUCUACUUCCGCUGUUCCAAUCUGAACAUUCUGAUGCGGGAGGAUUUCUACCACAGCCAGUACGGAGAACCCGGCUCGCAGCGGUUCGUGCUGGACAACGAAGGUCAGCAGACGGCGCGGGAGAGUUUUCUCUGAAAUGAUACAAUCAGUGCACCACUCGGUACCGACACGGGAAGUAACCGAUCGGAACGAACGAAGUUACCUGCACCCACUUACACUGUUUCGUAGUAUUGCUAGUAGUAGUAGUAGUUGUAGUAAUAGUAGUAGCGGUAGUUGUAAUCUCAGUAGUGGUAGUUGUAGUUGUAUUAGUAGUAGCUUCCGAGAAGUGUGUGUGUGCGCGACGAAAACAACCUGUUUAGCAGCGAUAGUAAGAUAGCGUUUCAACCGGAAAAGUUGUAGACCCGGGCGGCCAAGGCCUAAAUAUGCUGAUAACUAAAAGUUAAUAUCAUGAUAGAGUAGCGAAUGGAAAUACGCGAACAGAAUGGUUCUUGUGACUGACUAAAAAGGCUCAUUUUAGCUAUGUAAAAUAAGAUAAAAUGUUAGGAAAUUUCAAUAUAUAAGUGAAGGUUAUUAAAUUAAUAAUGUUUCACUGUCAUGUAAGUUGUAUGGCACUAAACAGAGGUGGCGCUGGUGGUUGCUAUUGGUGGUGAUUGGUGCAGGUUCGGUAGUGCUAGUAUCUAGUAUCUAGAGUUUCAGCGGGAAAUCACUUUACACGCUGCGAAUCAGGAAGCGAUAGGUUAGCGUCAACCAGAUUCAUUUAUUUCUUACUGAUAAUCAAGCUUAUAAAAAUAUUCGAUUUUGGGUGAAAAAAAUCUCGUACCAGAUGCUUUUUAUCAAACUUCUGAAAUAGUUAUAGAAAUAAAAACUAAACUUCAAAAUCGUCAUGAAUCGUCGUUUGUGUAUGUACAAUACCUAGGAGUAUUUUAUCUGAAUCAAAUAUUUCGAACCGAGCUUUCUAUUCAUGAUUAUAUUGAUGUGUUUUACACGGUGUGAAUCGAUUGGUUAGCAACUGGUGUUAAAAUUCCCGUACGUGUAUGGUUCUUCUACGAAUUGUGUCUUUUAACUUGAAUGAUUGAUUUACAGCUUUAUUUACAGCAACACAAAAAGGGUUCUAUAAUUUAAUGUGUUUAGCAGUGACGGAUUGAGCUGUCAGAAAGCUCUAUUGAAUCGGCAUUGUUCCGUGUUUGGGUUGAAAUUUAAUAACAUCUAAUACUGCUGCAAGUGCAUCCCUGGAAUCUGAGUGAAAACAGUCGGUUCAAUAAUAACUCAAACUGGAAAACUGGAACUGGAAAAAUUAAUCCACCUAGCGGUCAGACCCAGCCUUUCUCAUUCAAACUUUUAUUUGUAAAAAUAUAUUUACAUGAACGCUUCAAACCAAUAAAUGUAUAUUCUUUCUUUAGGUUCUAAAACAUUGAUGUUGUACUCUAUACAUAUAAAAAUGCAGUCCGGUCUGUCUUUCUGUCUGAUCCAUAUAGGCUCGAAAACUACCGACGAAAACACAAAUUUCUGCAUAUCUCGAGAACUAACCGAGUAAAUGGAACCAAAUUUAGCAUGUGAAUAUUUUUAGGGAUAACAAAUAUGUCCAUAAUGGUUCGACACCCCUCCGUUUUCUGGAAGGGAGGGGUUCCAUACAAAUGAAAUACAAAUUUCUGCACAUCUCGAGAGCUAACCAACUAAAUGGAACCAAAUUUGGCGAGUGAAUGUUUCUAGAGGUAACAAAUAUGUGCAUAAUGGUUUGACACCCCUCCCUCUUCUAUAAGGGAGGGGUCCCAUACAAGUAAAACACAAAUUUCGCACAGCUCAAGAACCAAUCAAGAAAAUACAACCAAAUUUGGUAUGUGAAUGUUUUUAGAGGUAACAAAUAUUUCCAUAAUGGUUCGACAAAAUACAUGUUUCUGCAUAACGGUUCAGGAAGUACAUGUUUUUGCACAAAUUUCUGCACAUACUUCUGCACAUCUCGCGAGCUAAUUAACUAAAUGGAACCAUAUUUGGCAGGUGAAUGUUUUUAGUGGUAACAAAUACGACCAAAUACCACCCAACAUGAGGGUUUCUUUCACCAGUAUGACGUUCAAAAUCCAGAAAUUGUUUGGCGACUUCCGGUUUCGGAAAAAGCGACAUACGACCAAAUACCACCCAAUAUGGGAAUUUCCGGAAUCGUAAUGAUGCACUGGAGCCACAAAUCGACUUCAGACAACAUUUCGAAUUGUAAGAUAGCAACUUUCGGUUUCCGGGAAACAGCCAGAAAUGGACGAUUCCCAUUAAAAAUGAGCAUCUCCGAAACCAGAAAGAUGCACAGAAGCUCAAAAUCGAUCACAGACACAAUCUUGAAUUUUAAGAUAGUGACUUCCGGUGUCUGGCAAAUAGACGGAAAUGACCAAAUACCAUUCAAUAUGAAUGUUUUCGGAACCAGAAUCAUGCCCAGAUGACAGAAAGUGACCAAAUACCACCCAGUAUGAGUAUUUCCGGAGCCAGAAUUUUGCAAGAAGCUAAAAAUUGACCUCACACACCAUUAUGAAUUUUAGGAUGGCAACUUGUGGUUUCUGGAAAACAGCCAAAAAUGGCCGAUUUCCGUCUUACAUGAGUAUCUCCGGAUCUAAAAUGAUACACAGCAGCUGAAAUCGACCACAGACCCCAUUUUAGAUUCUAGGAUGGCGACUUCCGGUUCCUGGAAAACAGCCGAAAAUGAUCGAAUAACACCCUAUAUGGGUGUUUCUUCAACCAAAAUGACGCUCAGAGGCCAGAAAUUAUCCUAAAUACCAAUUUGAAAUCCAAGAUUGCAACUUCCGGUUGGUGAAAAACAGCCUAAAAUAACCAAAUACCAUCCAAUUAUGAGUAUCUCUGGAACCAGAGUGAUGCAAUGACCUAACAAUUGACCUCAGGCAUCAUUUUGAAUUGCUAAAUGGCAACUUCUAGGAAACAGGUGUUAAUCCCGUAAUCGAGAUGAUGCAUAGAAACCAAACAUUGACCCUGGACAACAUUUUGAAUUUAAAGACGACCACUUUUAGUUUCUGGAAAACAACCAAAAUAACUGAGUACCUCCCAAUAUGGGUAUUUCCGGUGUCAGAUUGAUGCCAGAAAAUCUGCUGAAAACGACCGAAUACCACCCAAUAAGAAUAUAUUCAGAAUUAAGGUGAAGCCAACAGUCGAGGAUGUUUCAUUUCGAUAAAACCAAUCAUUUCAAACGAUUUGUUAUUUGACUUUGAUCAUAUCCUAUGGCCGAUUCGUCGUGCAUUUGCAGACUUUAAACACAUCGCAAGGAAUCAAUGAAUUUGGAAAGUUCAAAUAGUACGAUACCACAUUUAAAUUAUGUUGAGGCCACAUAUAUCGAUCAAGGCAGACAUAAUUUUAAAUAGUUUUGAAUUUCUUUUCUUUCCACAACUUUUGAGCCACAUAUCAAAUUGUUAUGAAGUUUGUUAUUUGCAAGUUUGAGAGAUGACUCGUUCGUAUGACACUAGUUAUGAUCAAAUAAGUCAUGUACCUGUUCAUAGCUGGAUUUCACAUUUUUAAACAUAACAGGCUAAGUAAUAGUCCGAUUGCAAAACAAAUCAAUAGGGUCUUAUGGGGCAACUAGACCUUCCAUUUGACACUGAUUUUAUUUAAAUCGGUUCAGCCAUCUCUGAGAAACAUGAGUGAGAUUAAGUAGUCUUUAAAACACGUUUCUUAUCAUAACUUUUGAACCACAAGUUCAAUCUUUAUAAAAUUCAAACGUUAGAGGUAUUUAAGAUAGCCCGUUCAUUUGAAACCAAUUUUGUUCAAAUCGGUUGUGUAGUUUCUGAGAUAAUGAUGUUUCAUGAUUUUUACAUUUUGACACAUAACCUCUAAACUAAAAAUCCGAUUACAAUAAAAUUCAAUAGGGUCUUAUGGGCCAGCAAGACCUUUCAUUUGCAAUCAAUUUUAUGAUAAUCGGUCCAGCCAUCUCUGAGAAAAGUGAGUGAGAAUAUAAUUCUGCACAUACACACACACACAUACACACACACACACACACACACACACACAUACAGAAAAUGCUCAGCUCGCCGAGCUGAGUCGAGUGACAUAUGCCAUUCGGCCCUUUGGAGCACUUUUAUACUUUCGGUUUUGCAAGUGAUUGCUAUACCUUUCUAGGAGAAAGGCAAAAAUGAAAGACCAUAACUAUUCAACCAUUCCUGUGAAUUUACUAGCAAUUACCCGUUUUUCAGAAACUGAAAUGAGUUUGCUCGUAAACAUAACGUUAAAGCGACGAACCCGGCGAUCAAUUUCUAUACGACAUUCUUACGUAAGUUGAGGCGGUUUUGGUAAUGGCUAGGGGCACCAAAACUUAUAAGAAUGGUUGAAUAGUUAUAAUCAUUUUUUUCCGGAACGAACCGUUUUGCCUUUCUCCUAGAAAGGUAUAGCAAUCACUGAAAAACCAAAGGUAUAAAAGUGCUCCAAAGGGUCGAAUCUCGUAUAUCAAUCGACUUAGUUCGACGAGCUGAGAAUUUUCUGUAUGUGUGUGUGUGUGUGUGUGUGUGUGUGUGUGUGUGUAUGUAUGUAUGUAUGUAUGUAUGUAUGUAACGGUCUCCCAAUCUCACUCGAUUUUCUCAGAGAUGGCUGGACUGAUUUUCAUGAAACUAAUUGCAAAUGAAAGGUCCAGUCGCCCCACAAGACCCUAUUGAAUUUUAUUGUAAUCGGAUUUUUAGUUUCGAGGUUAUUAAAAUGUGAAAAUCACAAAACUUUAUUAUCUCAGAAACUACAAAACCGAUUUGAACAAAAUUGGUAUCAAAAGAACGAGCUUUUUUUUUGAACCACUUGUGAAAAUUUUUUAUAAUGAUUGGACAUGUAGUUCAAAAGUUAUGCAAAGAAACGUGUUUCAAACACUGUUUAAACUCAUUCACUUUUCUCAGAGAUGGCUGGAUCGAUUUUCACAAAAUUAGUGUCAUAUGGAAGGUCUUGUUGCCCCAUAAGACCCUAUUGAAUUUUUUUGUUAUUGGACUUUAACUUUGUCCGUUAUGUAUAAUAAUGUGAAAUCAGGCUAUGACAAGAAAUAUGUUUCUAAGACUGUUUGAACUCACCCACUUUUCUCAGAGAUGGAUGGACCGAUUUUCACAAAAUAAGUUGCAAUAGAAAGGUCUAGUUGCUGAUAAAACCCUAUUGAAUUUAAUUAUAAUCGGACUGUAACUUUGUCUGUUAUGUAUCAAAAUGUAAAAGUUAUGGAACUCCAUUAUCUCAGAAACUACACAACCGAUUUGAACGAAUCAGGUAUCAAAUAAACGGGCUGUCUUGAAAACCCCUAAAUAACGAAUUUGAUCAUGAUUGAACAUGUAGUUCGAAAGUUAUGAAAAGAAACGUGUUCAGAAAACUUUAUCAAAUUCACUCGUUUUGCCAAAGAUUGCAUCACUGAUUUCAACAACUCAGUUUUUAUUUGAUUUUAAUUUUUUGCUCUAAAGCUCAUAAUAGUUGCCCUAGAAAGAAAAAAAUUCAUGAGCAUGAGCAUGAGCAUGAUUGACCGUCCGCGGUUGCUACUCCGUUAUUGCCAGAUCAGCAGUAAUUACACAGAGAACCAAUAGAUGAUGCUUGGGACCAACAUGCAUCCUCAAUGUGUAAAAACUGGUGACCUUAAUAUGUUUAUCAGGCAAUACCAGCGCCGGCCGCAUCCGAAUGCAGGUCAAAGAAGGAGUUUGUAUAGGAAAAUGUUGACGUGAUACUCGCUUUAUGGAAGCCGAGAACACCUCUGCACUUCCACGAGAAAUCACUGGGAUGUUGGAGAAAGGGCAAGGUAUACAGCAGGGUUCGUUUUGGUGAACGAUGCGCUGAUUUCGAGCGUCGGGUUCCUUACAACAAGUGUCGCGCCAUUGAGUUCAUUACAUCCGCCACGAUAUUCAUAAUGCGAUUCGAACUUAUUCAGUUUGAAAAUGUAACACAGCAACAAUAAAUCGUACGCAAGGAUACUGGAUCUUUGACCGAAUCGAGACAACUUCAAAUGAUCGGAUAUCUCCUCGUAAGGUGAUCCUCUUUAUACCGAAAGCUAUUGCGCGUUGUUGAUCUAUCUGAAGAUAGGCCUCUUGAAAUGUAUAAACGCGGAGUCUCUCUAGGUUCGGUCAACCGGAUAUUUUCUAUAUAACAGAUCGACUAACGACGUCUCUCGUAUUCACUUCGUCUGCUCUAAAAAAACGAUCCCGCGAAAAACACACCUGAAAAACGGAAUAUAAAAAUGAUGCGCGCUUAUUACGGAAACGAACCAUGAGUAUCUUUCUUGCCAAACACCGCGAUCCUCUGCGUACGACGCGCGUGAAGUAGCCUUUACCACUUGUAGCAACCAGCUAUUUGUCAAUCUCGAGUACACGUUGGCCGCGAUUCUUUGGAAGGUAUACAUCGCGUUUUCGUUAGUCACGAUAUUUAUCGACCGAACGAAAUCUUCGGUGAGACAUGAACAAGCAUCUGGGUAAACUCCGCGAAAUCACUUAAUUUCGAAAACGUUCAUAUGAGCAAAACUCUCCCGAACCGGAAACGCGGUUUACACCGAAGCAUUACGCACGACCGCUAUUUUUCCUUCUACCGACGCAGACGCUCGGGGAUACGACAUUUCGAUGUGAAUGUUACCUAUUUAAUAGAAAAAUUGGCAAAGUUUCAUGCAUACAAACCAUAAUUUAAAAACGAAGUUAUCCAUAUUGACCAAUAUAUAGUCUCAAGUUUAAUAACAAAAUGCCGAACCAGUCAUAAUUGGAACGUAUUAUAUAAAACAUCUGCCCAAAAGCUAUAAAAAUCGAAAAAGUGAAGCAUAAGAUUUUGGCUAUCAUUACUGCACCAUAGUCCGAUAAUGACAUUGGUAAAUAGUGUGCAGUUUAUAGAAAACCCUGCUUUUUAAAUUUCAGUUCCAGGUCUAUUUUCGUACAAGAAUAAAGAUCUUUCGUGAUCUUUCCCAUAUGUUCCAUUACAUUAUAGAAAAGUUAUUGGUACCCAUCUUUAACAUCGACAACCGCCUCCCAUCGAUAACACCGCUAAAGUCCUAGUGUCAACGACAACCAUUGAUAUGUCGCAGGUGGCACAAAGCAUGUGAACCACCUCCCGCACCUGAAAAUCAUCAUAUAGGAAAAUUUGCCCUAGAAAGAAAAAAAUUCACAGGAAAAACUAUAAUUUUUCAUUUUUUCUUAGUUUGACCUUCUGGGCAACACUUGUGUUGACCAGUGUAAUCGGACUUUUAUUUUAUCCAUUAUGUGUUAAAUUGUAGAAAUAUUGUAGAAAAAAACUCACAUUGGGUAAUGUUUGUCCCUUUUAGACUGGUAGAAACCGGAAGCUACUGUCUAGAAAUUUAAAAUGGCGUCUGAAGAUGAUUUCUGGCCUCAGGGUAUCAUACCGCUUUCCCAAAUCGUAUUGGAUGAUAUUUGUCACUUUAGGCUGUUGAUCGGAAACUGUUGCCAUCUUCGCCAUAGAAUUACCCAGAUUAGGCAGUUCGGCAAAUUUAUGAUGGAUUUUAUGAUUAUCAGGCAACCAGAAGUGGUCAUCUGGAUUGAAAAUUGGGUUUUAGGUCGGAUUCUGGCCACUGGGUAUAAUCCAGGUAUCAAGAACCUAUUUUUUUUUUAUUCUCGCUUAUUUUCCGUCGGUCUAGUUCCGCCACUGUUGUGGCCAAUCACCGACGCCCAGGGAGGCGACUCCACACCCAGAGAUUUUUCGCCUCAGAAAAUCUCCCGGUGUCGGCUAGGAUUGAAUCUAGACCAGUUGGGUUGGUUGUGAGUGGAUCACGCCACCUCACAACCAUCGACACCUAUGUCGGCGGUGGGAUUCGAACCCAGGCGUCGAGCGUGGUUGGCGGAGACGUUACCAACCACACUAGGCCCCCGUUCAAUCAAGAACCUAUAUUGAUUGGUAUUUGGCCAUUCAUUGGAUGCCUCUCAGAAACGAUCAGUAAUAUCAGCUGUGUUAAAGAAUUUCAAUUUCACUGAUAAGAUCAUUCAAAUUAAUGUAUAAGGAACAACAUUUAAUUAUACAUUAUUUGAAAUCGACUGACUAACGUUAACUUAAAGAAUCUGAAUAUUCAUAGGCAGUAUAUAGUACCACAAUCAAAAACAAAAUCGCAUCAUAUAGUUGAAAGAAUUUAAUGUUAUUUGCAUGUAUAUGUGUUAAUUUCUAUUCAUAUCGUCGGUUUCGUGCAACACUGGCACAACUCAAAAAACAUAGUUUCGAGAAAAACGCGUUUGAAAAUUUGCGUCGAAAAUUUAUUUUUCGAUUUUCAAGAAAACUUUGAAGUUUAAGAUUACCAAUCCUUAUUUAACACCUUUGGGUCUCUUAUGCACAUAUUACGUGCUCACGUUGUCCAAGUUGAAACCUUAUUUUUACUAACUUUAUGGAGAAAUUUCGAUUUGUGCUGCAAAGGCACUUCUACUCAUAACUCUGAAAUUUUUGUGAUUUUCGAAAUGGGAUUUCGUGUGAUGAAACUUAACAGUAUUUGGCAUCGUUUGCCAUCAAAAACUCAAAAAUGCAAAAUUUUGAGUUGUGCCAGUGUUGCUCGAAGCGGAUGAUAUGUUAAAUUUUAAAUGUUCGGUAUAGUUGUGCUGUUGGCUACCAAAAAUUUGUUGUUUAGAAUGAAUAACAAAUCCAGCAAAAAUAAUCAAGGUGUAUUUUGUAAGUGUUGGAGUAAAUCUAUUUUAACAAACUAUAAGUUCGAAGGAGAAAGGCUGGGUCUCACCGCUAGGUGGAUUAAUUUUUUUCCUUUUCUCGACCAGUGUAAUUCAAUAACACGUGUUUAUACGUGAACGAUCAUUACACUUCAUGGUAAUCGGUUUCCGACGAAAACUGAUAGCGUUUUUUUUCUAUCUGGUUUAAAGUUAGCCCAUCAAUAAAGUUCUAGGCCGUUGUUAUGUGCUGAUUCUCCAAACUCGCUUUCGCAGCAUUUCGUUCGAAUAUUUGUCUUAAAGCAUUUAGCUUUGACAAGUUGCAAAAAAAUGAAUUCAGAUUAACCCGAUAUUCUGAAUGAUGCAAGUUGGAGGAAAUUAGCCAAAGAAUUUUGAAUACACUACCCGUCAUAAGUUUGGAAUCGCUUUUCUGAGUAUUGCAACACCCAGUUUGAAUAUUGCAACACCCCGAAAAGUUUAGCAUCACUUGAUAUGGGCAGAUCAAUGUAACUCUUACUCUUGGUUCUGAAAACCUAGAGAGCUGUGGUCCUCAGCAAAGCUGCUUAGCAGGUCAAGGGCUUUUGAUUGGAGGAGAGUUUAGUUCGGAAUUCAGCCACAACGCAGCGCGAGUGUGUAUGAGGUUUUGAACGCUAUUUAGCUCAAUAAUCCCACCAUCUGGAGAGUUGCGAUUUUCAGCAAAGUUACUCAAGAAGUCAAGGGCUUGUAAUUAGCGGACAGUAUAGUGCGGAAUUCAGCCGCAACGCAGCGCUAGUGUGUAUGUAGUUUUGAGCGUUUCGAACUUAGUUGAGCUCAAGAAUCACACCGUUUACACUGAUAGUUUACACAUGACGAAGUGAAACCAAUUUGAAUGUUAACAAUUUGAUCACCACACACAAUACGUAAGCUUGUGUGUGUUCAUUCUAAAGAAGUGCUUUCAUUUGAGGAGGUUAUAACUUAUAGCAUGCGACUGUGUUGGUACGUUGACAGUUUGAUCAGCAGCAUACACAACCCGUUUUACUAAGGGGAAAAUUGACGAUAUCGCGACUAAAUUGAUUACCUUGGCUACAAAAAGUUGCAAUAGGCUUGCCUCUAAUCCGAUAUUGAAGGAUUUGACUACCACAGGGGGCAUUUCGUAUUACUUUCCGCUGCAAGCUGGAGACCGAACGUCGAGUGGUUCUGACUUCACUACAUGGUGCGUUCGAGAAAGCGCAUGUUAGCCCCAUCCAACGAGUAUUCACUCGAAAUGUAUACACGAAGUCAAAAACACUUGUCCUGGUAGUUGCCGAAGUUGUCAAAGUCGUCGAAGUCGUAUUUUAAUUAGAACACUGGAUAAUUAUGAUUUGUGUUGACACUGAAUUGUAAAGGAAAUAGCCACAAUGGAAUAGUUCGGAACACAUAUGCGGCGUUAUACUGUGUUUCGACGUGCUUGACCACAACUGAUGGGACUAGCCAACGACCGCAAAUUUCUGGGUAGUGAAAUUCGCGCGAUAAGUUGAAGUUUCAACAUCCUGGACAAGUUUGCUGGACACCGUAACUUUCUAGCAGGUCGGAAUCGUGAGAUUAGUUAGGUUCAAAAUACGGCAAAUUGUGGGCCCACCAGCGCCACCUAGCGGUGAAAUUUCUCUCAGAAUUGGCCACCAUACAGUAGCCUUUGACCUUCUGAACAAGUUUGCUGAAAACCGCAACUUUCUAGGUUGUCAAAAACACGAGAUAUCCACCUAUUCCAGGUGAUGCUAAACUUUUCGGGAGGUGUUGCAAAAUUCAAAGUGGGUGUUGCAAUACCCAGUAAAGCGAUUCCAAACUUAUGACGGGUAGUGUAUAUCAAAAUUUUUAUCAAAAGUGGUACCCAUUGUCCAACAUUGAAAUUUUUUUUUAUUAAUUUGGAAUUAUUAUGUUCUAACAUUCAUUAUCAAAACAGUUUCAGAAUUUGACCUGCAUCACAAUGUUACGCCAACGUACUCGGUAGCUUGUCUCCGGUUCCUUUAGUGUCCUGCAUUUCCGAGAUAUUGCUCCACUUGGUCCAACGUCUUUGCUCGUUGCGCGCCUCUACGUUUCGUACCAGCCGUAUUUGAACACUAUUUUUGCGGGACAACAUGUCCCGCCUAUUGUACCAUUCCAGCUUUAGCGACUAUCUGGAUACUGGGCUCGCCGAAGAGUAGCGCCAGCUCGUGUUCUAAUCUUCGCCUCCAUACAUAAUCCUCACAUACUUCGCUUAAGAUGGUCCUAAGCUCACGUCGCUCGAAACCGGCUAGCGCAAGGACGUCUUCCUCGAGCACUGUCCAUGCCUCGUGCCCGUAGAGGACUACUGGACUUACAAGCGUCUUGUACAUUAUGCACUUGGUAUGGGGGCGAAGUUUACCAGACCUCAACGUCUUGUGGAAUCCGUAGUAGGCAUGACUUCCAGCUACAAUACGUCUGCGGAUUUAUCUGCUGCAGUUGUUGUCUGAUGUUUUUUGUUAGGGAAUUAGGAUUACGUUGUUCAUUGAUGUAAACUUUUGUAAUAUCUGUUUGAUGUUACCAAUGGUCCAAAGUACACGAAUUCGUCAACCGCCUCGAACUCAUUUCCGUCGAUCACUACGCUACUGCGAGCCCUUCCGAGCUCGGUUUCCCCUAUUAGCAGAUAUUUGAUUAUCAACGUAUUCACCUUCAAUCAUGCUUUCCUGCUUUACGUUUAAGCUUGGUGUACUGUUCAGCAACCGCCUUUAACGUCCACGUCGUCAGCGAAGCAGGUUUACUGGCUGGAUUUAUUAAAGAUCGUAUCCGCACUUUUCAUAAUACCUUCAAGCGCAAUGUUGAACAGGAGGCAGAAAAGGCCGUCGUGUUAUCGAAGUCCUUUACGUGUUUCGAACUGACUUGAUAUCGCACCCGAAAUCUUCAUUCGGCACUGUACACCAUCCAUCAUGGCCUUAAUCAGUCUUGUUAGUUCCACAGGGAAACCAUUUUGGCUUAUAACUUACCAUAGCUCUACGUGGUCGAUACUGUCGUAAGCGGCCUUGAAAUCGCUGAAAAAGGGACCUGGUAUUCACAAGACUUUCGGAGGAUCAGCCGCAGUGUAAUGAUUUAGUUUGUUGUCGAUCACCCAUCCACAAAACCGACUUGAUAUCUUCCCACAAACCAACCUAUCCGGGCUUAGCUUGAUAAGCUCCGUUGCAAUGCCAACCUUUCCAGCUGAUUUGUUAUCCUUAAAAUGCUUGAUAGCAAUUUUUACAUCAAUUAUUGGGGGGUAGGCGAUAUGUCUCCCUCAUCCGCUAUGCUGACGAAGUCGUUCCUCUUACCGUCUUGGUCCUCUGCCUCUGCGCCAUUCAGGUGUUCAUUGUAGUGCUGUUUUCACCUGUCGAUUACUUCACGUUCAUCCGCGUCAAGACUUUUUCAUCUUUAUUUAUCCCGACACAUAUCAGCUUGCGGCACAAACUCUGCGUGGAAUGCGUUUAAUUUCCUGUAGAAUGUAAUUGGGCUUACUGCCGAAAGCUGGGAAACCAACGGGUCCCCUGGCAUACAGGCCUAUCUGCCUGCUGGACACUGCGGGUAUGGUGCUUGAGACGAGUAUCCUCAACAGACUAAUAAGGUACACGGUGGCUGUAAAGGGUCUGGCAAGUAACCAGUUCGGUUUCCGGAAGGGCAGAUCCACGCUGGUUGCUAUCCUAUCCGUCAAGUAGUACUCCAGUCCAAGAGAAGGGGCAUACGUUAUUGCGCAAUCGUCAUGCUUGACGUGGUGAAUGCGUUCAUUAGCUCCAGUUGGGAGUCCAUAGCACUUGCGCUCAGGAGCAUCUAUGAACCGGUGUCGCUGUACAAGAUCCUGGAAAAUUACUUCCAGAAUUGAGUACUUGUUUACAACACGGAGGAGGGUCAGAAGUGCAUCCCAAUUGCCGCAGGAGUUUCGCAAGGUUCUAUCCUGGGACCGGUAUUGUGGAAUGUCAUGUACGACGGGUUGUUGAAAGCUACCUGUACGAGUUGUGAUCGUCGUUUGUCGUUUGCAGACGACAUAACGCCUGAGGUCUACGGCGAGUGGAUCGAGGAGGUCGAGUUGACGGCCGCGCACUAUAUACGCAAGGUCUAAAGGCCCAAAUGCACACACGGCGUAAUGACGCCUUCUCCAUACAAAAUGGAAGGCGGGAUAGCGAUCACGCCUUCUAUUUUGUUUGGAGAAGGUGUCAUUGGGCCUUUAGACUGGAUGCACUCCAGAAAACUGGAGUUAGCGCACCAUAACACGGAGGUCACGGGUGUGAAUAACUGCAAAUCACAGCAACAGGCGGUUGUCAGAGUCGGAGACUGCACCAUUACCUCAAAGUGAUCUUUGAAGCCCUUGGGGGUUAUGGUUGACGAUGAGCUCACAUUUAAGAGUCACAUCAACUAUGCUAUAGCAGCACUAUUUCGAAUGAUGUCGAAUAGCUCAGCGCUGAAUGGUAGCAAGCGUAAACUUCUUGCCAGCGUGGUUUCGUUCAUAUUUGGGUAUGGGGGCCCAGUGUGGUCCAUAGCGCUAGGUACUAAUAGUUAUCGUGGUAAACUGGAAAGUAACUACAGGCUCAUAGCUGCGAUAGUUGCGAGAGCGUUUUGUACAGUGCCAUACGACCCGAUCUGCGUCUUGACCGGUAUGAUGCCUAUAUUAGGGAGGACGCAGAACGCUUUGACCAACGUGACACAAAGGGCAUAUGAGGUACCAGAAGACCAUUCUCGAUGAUCGGAUGGCAGCAGGAUUGGCCCAAUUCCGCAAAAGGUAGAUGGACGCACCGACUUAUUCCGAGUACUAUUCGGUUGGAUCGGGAGGCACCAAGAAGAAGUUAACUUCCACCAGACACAGAUCCUGUCAGGUCAUCGCUGCUUCAGGUAGUAUUCACAUAGGUUCGGGCAUGCGGGGUCCUCCAUGUGCCCCAAGUGCGUGGAUGUGGAAGAGACUGCUGAGCAUGUCCUCUUCGUAUGUUCUCGUUUUGCGCGUGCGCGGAGUGACAUGAUGGUAGUGAGCGGGCCACUACUACUACUACACUACACUACACUAUUCCGGAUAACCUAGUUCGGAGGAUGUGUGGAGGCACGAACAUCUGGAGAGCGGUUUGUGCAGCCACCUUUCAAAUAGUCCUAGAGUUACAAAGGCGAUAGAUUGAUUGAUAUACGCCAGUGUUAGUUAACUGCCAGUCUCCAGGUUAAUUAACUAAUUAGCUAGGAGACCUGAUAAAGCCACGAGGUUGCACAAAGCAUAAAAGCCGCCCCUUGAAGCAAUACCUAGCAGUCGUCUCGGGAAGUAUUGUGGAUUGGAAACUGGAGAGUUCUAGUUUUAAUUUGGCAGCAAAAUUUCCCUCAAUCUGAAAUAAAGAAGGUGGCGUUAUUUGUACCGGAGAAGAUGGAUCUGCUAAAUCGACUCACUUUAUGACGGGUCCUUUGCUGCGGCAUCAAUGCCCGCGCUGCAUUUUUCUCGUCUAGUCGAGCAUCCUUCUUGUUACGUCGAUUCUUCUCGAGAAAACCAACAGCACCUUCCGCUACGUUGUUAAAGGGUGCAGUACUCCAGCAGUUCUCCAGAGGAUCUUCGGUAGGCUCUCCCUCAUUCGUUGACGCUUUGCACGUGCUCAAUAGCGACUUCUGGGAGUUUAAGUCGCUCCAUCAUACCGUGACGGGCGACGGUAGCGAUUGUUGUUGACAACCAAAAGUCUUUGGCACAUUUUGACCAUCAGGAGAUAGAGGUCAGAUUCGACGUUUGCGUCCCGAUAGGUUCGGACGUCGAUAAUAUCCCAGAAGCUGAGCUGAGUAGUGAGAGCUGGACUUUCCUAUAACCGGUGUGAAUUCCUCCUGGCCUCCUAUAGCGUCGAGAUCUCCGAUAACGAUUUUGACGUCAUGUUUUGAGCAGCUAUCGUAUGUACACUCCAGCUACGCGUAAAAGGCCGCUUUUUCGUCAUCGUUACUUCCUAAGUGAGGGCUGUGCACGUUGAUGAUGCUCAUGUUGAAGAAACGGCCUCUGACCCCCAACUUUCCCAUUCUGUUGUUGAUUGAGCACCACCCAAUCACGCGCUUCUGCAUUUUGCCUAUCACAAUGUAAGCUGCUCACAGCUCGUGUGUGUUGCCGCAGCUCUGGUAGAUAAUGUAACCAUCUCUGUACGUAUGAACCGUUACUCCCUUUCAGCAUACCUCCUGCAGCGCCAAAAUGUCGAAAAGCGGAUCGUCAAUAAGUCGAAAAGAAUGCGGGUAUUUGCCAAAAAAAUUAAGAGACUUGCAGUUCCACGAUACGAGUUUCCAAUCGUUAGUCCGUUUUCGUUGGCUAGGUCUAUUGUUUUUAUGGCUGACUUGUAAGGCCAGCACCAAUCCGCAGUCACGCCGAGGACCAACGUGACAGCACUGUUUAAAGUUUCCAACUGGCACCAGGACAUUGAUCAGCCUCCCUAACAUGGAAAACAGACGCUAUUUUGAGGAGCACCAACUUGGAGAGCAGACGCUCGAAUUGGCGAAACAAUUCAUUUACCGCCGAGAUCACGUUGAACUUUCUCACUUAGCUAUUGUUGGAUGACAACAUUGCCCAAGUUACACCAACCAGUUGUGAUCGUACUCGACUCGUGGAGGUAUGACAUAGCAACUUGUGAGGACCAGAGCUAAGUUUGACGCUUCUUCCAGGUUGUCAACUCUGCAUUUGAAACUUAGCAAUGACGGUAAAAUACGAAUAGAAAUAGUAAGCAAAUCAUUAUAAAUUCCAUUUUAUUUCCUCAAAAUGCUGUAGCUCGCGUUUUUCGUGUAAAAUUUUCUCAGGAACACGAUGAAAGAUACGCGUUGGUGAGUGAAUAUGUUUAUUCCCCCCUUCAAAUCCAAUCGGCACCAAAGUGGGAUUUCUGCAUAAUGACCUCAUGUGAACAAUUUCUCAAACUUUGUAACGAAAAUUGUGAACCAAUUGCUACAUUGUUUUUUUUUUUAUACAAAUUGAAAUAUUCUCGAAAGUUUUCGCUUAAACUUACACAAACAGAUCUUUCGUUUUAAAAUCGAUUCAAUUUUACGUAGAAAAGAUUAGUGCAUGUGAAACAAUUUUACCGAAGAUUGUGAAUUUCUGACAAAUCUUAUAUCUGUGAAAUUGAUGUUUAUCUAAUAUCUAUACACCCAACACAAACGGGGAAUAUUUUGUUACUUUGGUGCAACAAUUUAUUGCUUAUUGUGUAUUAGACCGCGCAUUAUACACAAAGAGCAAUAACCAAAAAGUAACAAACAAUACACACGCAUGUAUGUGUUUCUGCAGGAGAACAUAAAGCCAAGAACCGCAAUGCAUGUGUUAGCAAGACUUCACUCCUUGCAUUUGUGUUAAUGCAACGAUAAGGUUCAUUUCUGUCUCCUUUAUUCACACAUAAUCAGAAUCUUAACCGUCAGCCUCAAAUGUCUAAUUAGAAACACCACUGUUUCGUUCCCCAGUGUUUACUGUAUUCCGUAUGCGUACAACAAACUAAUACACGCACACCGGAUGAAUUGGAGAUAGAAGGAACUAGUAAGACCGAGGACAUACUGGCGCGGCUUGAGUUGCGAAGACGGUUCACCUUGCCGUGGCUUAAUGUACAGCCCUCAGUAGUGCUGUACAAUAACCUGCGGCAGGGUGAGUCGCCCUCACAGCACAGGCCGCGCCAGUAUGUUCACGGCCUGACAUGUACAACAGUACAACAUAUGCGACGGUGUUGUUUCUUGACUGGAGAUGGAAAGGGAAUUCGAUUUUUCGACAGAGAAAAUUUUGCAUAUAGUUGAAAUGUCCAUUAUUAGAUAGUCGUAGUCCCGUAACACGUGCUAAAUAUGUGACAGUAUGUGUUGUUACUUGAAUGAAUUUAUUACUUUUUAGGUAACAAAUUUGUUACCUAAAGAGCCAUAUCACGUUAUUGCUAAUUAAGUAAUACGAAAAAACUUUGCGUGUAGUUGUUUAAUGAUGAAAUUGUAGAACAAUUUGUUGACAUAAUCUUUUUUUCUAUACUUGAGUUGAUUCUGAGAAUGAGCAUGAGCAUGAUUGACCGCCUGCGGUUGCUACUCCGUUAUUGCCAGAUCAGCUGUAUUUAAACAGAGAACCAAUGGAUGAUGCUUGGGACUAACAUUCAUUCUCAAUGUGUAAAAACUGGCGAAUUUAAUCUUUCUAUUAGGCAAUACCAGCGCCGGCCGCAUCCGAAUGCAGGUCAAUGAAGGAGUGUGUAUGGGUAUAUGUUGACGUGAUACUCGCUAUAUAAGAAGCCGAGAACACCUCUGCACUCCCACGAGAAAUCACUGGGAUGUUGGGGAAAAUAGUAGGGUUUGCAGAAGAGUUCGCUUUGGUAAACGAUGGGCUGAAUUCAAGUACCGAGUUCGUAAUAACAAAUAUCGCGCCUACAAGUUUAUUAUAUCCUCCGCGAACGCGCACGCGAGAAUAUCGGACCUUUGACUAAAUUAAAACAGACUAAAAUAUUUCUCCUCACGAAGUCAUUAUGCAACUACCGAAACGUAUCUCCCAUUGAUUCAUCUCAGCCUACUACACAAUGCUACGAAAGCUAAGGAUGUUGUAUUCACGUUAACGUCUCUCCACUCCUGUCAAUUCCUCGUAAAGUGAACCUUUUUAUACCGAAAAUUAUAUCGCGUAUCUAUCUGUAGAAAAUACGACUUCAUGGAAGGUAUCGACGCGAAGUCUCUUGAUAAUCGAGUUGAUUCUAAGAAAGAAAAACCGAAAUCGCCUGGAAUGUUGCAUAAGAGUUUGAAUGAUAAUAAUUAUUGAACCAUUUUAUGAGUUGCAAUAACGUACUUUUCGUUCGAUUGAUAAAAUGUAGAACCACUUUGUUUUUAGUUAGUUAGUUACUUCACUGCUUAGCAGUAAAAGAAAAUGAAAAGUCUCGUUUUUCUGUGCUGAUAACAAAUUUAACAGAACUUUCUCAUCUCAAUAGUUUAACUAAUCUGGUUCACUUCUACAUGUUUAAGGCCGAAUUGAUGUCCGGAAAGUGAAGCUUGGGAGUGAAGUUUUAUUUGAAACUGAAGUCUCGGACGAAACCAUGCUUUUUCAAACGAACACUUUUUUUUGGUGCUACUUUAAAUAUCUAGCUUGUUUAAGGUUGUACCCCUUCCAUGGUAGUUACUACCAUACUUUUAAUAUAGUUGCGUUGCGGCCGAAUAUUUCUCUUAAUUUAGAUGCCAUGAAGCUGGCAAGGCUUGAUUUCAAAUGUACCAUAAGCAGAUAUUUCUUUCUUCUGAGCAGUCUUGUACUCAACUUUGUGCAAUUAUAAAUACAUGAAUUGUAUUACAUCCGUUUAAGGUAGGUACUGUGAUGAGCAAAGCAAGAAUUGUCAUCCCAAUUGAGCAGCGCCAUAGGGGUCCUGUAACAUAUGCGGAGGCGAGCAAAACUUGUGUUCUGCUGAAUAAAUUAACUGUGUUCAGGCUGAGUUUAUCAGAGACCUGCAUAAUAGAGACUAAAAAACUCAAUGAACCCAGCGCAGAGCUUUACUUCAACGUUAGAAAAAAAGGUUUUUUCAAAUGUUUAAAAAAAAUGAAAAAAGUUUCAAAAUGUUAUUGUCUUCCAGAAUUGCUAAUUUGUUUUUGGUAGAGUGUACGAUAGUAAAAUAUGCUUCCAGUAUGCUCUAGUGGGCGUCUAGUAUAAAGCAACCAAUUGAACACGAAAGCAUGUUUUUAUCAAGCGCAGCAAUGUACCUUAGGUAGGCGCUUACUCUUCACAAUACAAGCUUUGAAAUUAGAAGGUAUGUAAUGUUUAAGAAGGAAAAGAUUUUAAAUGCUAAUAGUGAGUGCGAUUGUUUACGGAUUCAAGUAAAACUUACAGCAAAAAUAUAGAAGCGUCAUUUUGUUGACCCGAGCAGGUGUGUGCGGCCUGCAUAAAAAAAUACUUUACCAAAAAAUUGAUUUGAAUUAAUUGUCAGUAGUAAGGUGGUAGAAUUCAACAUCACCAAGUUUUGUAUAAAAUAAGCUCAAAAGUCUGAAAAAUAUUAACGGUUUUUACCGACAGCUUGAUUCCAUUACAAUUCAUGAACCUUAAUGUUUGUUGGUUUGUUACUCAAUUGAACAGUGUGUUAGUUCAAGUUCAACUGUCGAUUCCUGAUUCCCGCGGUGUGGUGUAAUACUCAACAACUGUGCUCUGUAAACAGGGCAUAACCUGUAGCAGCAAGGUUAUUUUUAUCUUCUAUACGGCUCUCAUAGAACAAAUGGUGCUCGACAUACUUUACUAAUGUUUAAAACAAUGUAAACAAUCAUUAAUAUUACAACUAGUGCAAUCCCCUCUCUAAAUAUACGCUUAUGUUUUGUUAUUUUUGAGAGUUAUAACAUAUUAUAAACAAACGACUAGCUAACUUUUCAUUCACUUCUUUUAGCAACCACCAGCUCAUCGAAAAGAUAAAAAAGGUGCCUAGGUUUAACGAUAAAUGUAUGGAUUAUAAACAAUCAACUCGCAAAAAGUGUGAAGCUGACUUAGUGUAGAUAAAUUGUAGAUUUACUUGUUAGUAGAUUCCUAGGCUAUCCUAGGCUAUCUAGGGUAAAACAGGAGCUCACUUGCAAACAAACAAAGGAAGAAAAGAGACAAAAAUUGAGCUGAAAGGUUAUCACACAAAGCAGUUGUCAUGUUGUAGAGUAACAACGUUUACUGUCAAAAUAUUUCAUGUACACAACGUAAAUAAAUGAAUUGUAAAAGUCGAGCGCACGUUCAAAUGUAUGCACUUUCCCUUCAAUUCAGAACAUCAUCAACUAUCCUUGAAUCAAACCUAAGCAGCACAGCUGCUAAUCAUGAUCGAGAAAAAUCAACAAAUGGUGCAAUUUAUUUUACUAGCUAUAAAUACUAACGAUAUACCAACUAGGCAAAAUGGCAAAGAAAAUCGAAGCCAAUCAAACAAACCAAAAAAAAAGGACGAAAACACUAUAUUUAUUGUUGACACCUCCACUAAGUUUAUUUACAAGCGUACGGCCGGACGCAAUCGAAUCGGUUGAAUAGAAUACGCUCGAAGCUUUUAACGUAAUCAUAAAGUGUAAAAUCGGAAAGCAAUCGCCACCUGAGAUAUCAGGGGCUUGCCUGUGUUAGGUUGUAACGUUCUUUAAUUUUGUUUUUUUUUUUGCGUUUAGCUCCAUUCUUGCCGCCUGUAUAUUGCCGUACCUCCUACGUUAAAAGUAUUUAUCCCAGGGCGAGCGACCGAGCGGAUGCAUGAUGAUGAUUACUGAAAUUAAUGUAAAACAACGGUCGAGAUAAGGGUCAACAGAAACUGAAUUAAAUAUACUAGCAAAUAUAGAUCAAAGGAAUAUACUAGCGAUGUGUGGUUUCUGGAAAA
Molecule: messenger RNA, 23199 nt
Organism: Wyeomyia smithii (pitcher-plant mosquito)
Lineage: Eukaryota; Metazoa; Arthropoda; Insecta; Diptera; Culicidae
Product: 5-hydroxytryptamine receptor 1-like
Exons: 3
Coding region: 2139-3545 (468 amino acids)
Biological process (GO): adenylate cyclase-activating adrenergic receptor signaling pathway
Cellular component (GO): membrane
Molecular function (GO): G protein-coupled amine receptor activity
Source: RefSeq, a predicted model, not a curated record